Messenger RNA from Ceratitis capitata (Mediterranean fruit fly), 1953 nucleotides. Its product is annotated as lysosome membrane protein 2. Gene Ontology annotation, cellular component: membrane; cytoplasm. NCBI's taxonomy places the organism in Eukaryota, Metazoa, Arthropoda, Insecta, Diptera, Tephritidae. The transcript is spliced from 8 exons. The record is from RefSeq and is a predicted model, not a curated record. Gene Ontology annotation, molecular function: scavenger receptor activity. The coding region runs from base 1 to 1713 and encodes 570 amino acids.
AUGUCUGGAGAAAGCUGUACUAACGGUGCUGCAGUUAAGGUUGAUGAUAUCAAUGAUAUACGGAUACUCAAGUUAUCGAGUGUGGGCAUUGCGCUUGUAACCGUGGCAGCGCUGAUGAUCGCCGUCGAUCCACUACAGAUUCUUAUCGAUAAUCAAUUGACCCUGAAAACUGGCACGCUACUGUAUAAUUUGUGGCUAAAGCCGCCGCUUGAGGUGUUCAUCAGUGUUUAUAUGUUCAAUGUCACCAAUGUGGAAGCGUUCAUGAGCGGACGUGAUACCAAAUUGAAAGUGUCGGAGGUGGGUCCUUACGUGUAUCAGGAGGUGUUGGAGAAUCGCAAUGUAUUAUUUAAUGAUAAUAAAACAGUCACUUUUACGCCCCAACGAAGUGUGCGAUUUAUACGCGAACGUUCGAUUGGCGAUCCGAAGGUUGAUAGGAUCAUUGCGCCAAACAUACCUUACUUGGGUGUAAUGUCUGCGGCCUCAGCCUACUCGAUUUUUGCCACAAUGGCAGUGAAUGCUUUGACGAAGAAGUUCCACUCGCGACCGAUGUUACAGUUAAGCGUGCACGACUAUUUGUGGGGCUAUGAGGAUCCACUGGUGCAUUUGGCGUCGAAAGUGGUGCCGAGUGUUAUACACUUUCAACGUUUCGGUUUGAUGGAGCGGAUGUUCGAUGAAGGUCAUAAUGUGGUUACAAUGAAAUUGCCCAAAACGAUUGGCAGCAACAACAACGCCCAGGUUGAGGAAUUUGAUCGAGAUUUUUCUAUUGACAAUUGGAACGGCAAGACGGGUUUCAGAAACUGGGAUUACCGUGAGGAUAGCAACACAAGCAGAACUCCUUGUAAUACACUGCGUGGCACAUACGAUGGCACUUUGUUUCCACGUAACAUUCAUAAAGGUGAAACAUUUCGUGUCUACCGUAAAGCUUUCUGCCGCAGCUUACCUAUACAAUAUUCUCAUCCCGAGACCGUUAACGGUUUCAAAGGUUAUAAAUUCAAAUUGAAAGAAAAUGCCUUUGAUAGUGAUCUUGGCGAUGCGGAAACGUCUUGUUAUUGCAAGAAUAAGCGUUGCCUGAAGAAGGGUCUUGGAAAUAUUGCCCCUUGCUACUACAAUAUUCCGCUGGCAGUUUCAUUUCCUCACUUCUUCAACGGUGACCCUACUUUGUUGGAGACAAUUGAAGGUUUGAAGCCGGAUAAGGAAAGACAUGGUACUGACAUCAUUAUACAACCGCAAUUGGGCAUACCGAUGAGAGUACGUUCCCGCUUUCAAAUAAAUUUACUAAUGGGCGAUGUGAAUUACAAUAGAGAUGUAUCGCAGCUGAAAAAUAUGGCUUUACCAAUAUUCUGGAUUGAAAUGGGCGUUGAGGACCUAACGCCGGGUGUGAAAAUGUUACUAACACUACUAUUCCGCGUCUGCCCUUGUCUACAGUGGGGACUUGUAAUAACGCUCAUUCUCCUCGGUAUAUACUUGAUGAGCAGUGCAUUACUGUACUGUUUCUGGGUGCCACAGUCAUGGGCCAAUACGUUCAAUGCGACCAAAGAACAAGUCAUAAAUGCGGAGGCCGGCAUAAAGCCGAAUGUAGCCUUUAUACCAUUGCUGAAGCAGCCAACAAUAGUGGAAUUGAAAAAAUUGCCACCAAAAACAAAAUUGGUUAGUCAUGCGAAAUAUGAUUACGAUGUAACGUUAUUGCCACUGCGUGGUAACCCGGCGACGUAGAGCUUUAUGUGCUUGUGUACGGGGGGACCACAAAAUACCCAACUGUGAUAAUACGAACUAAGUUUAAUAUUUACAUUUUUUGUUUUUAUUAUAUAAAUUAUGAAUUUUGGGCGAAACCCGGCAGAAGUGGUUUGAUAAUCAUUAUGUUUAUACCAUUUUUCUAUUUAUACUACGUUAACUGUAAUUAGGCUAUUUAACAAUUUUGUAUUCGACGACUUUUUAUGUACAUAAAUUAUUGCA